Astyanax mexicanus (Mexican tetra) is the source of this 2585-nucleotide messenger RNA. RefSeq names its product GTPase IMAP family member 4-like. The record is from RefSeq and is a predicted model, not a curated record. Gene Ontology annotation, molecular function: GTP binding. The coding region runs from base 137 to 997 and encodes 286 amino acids. NCBI's taxonomy places the organism in Eukaryota, Metazoa, Chordata, Actinopteri, Characiformes, Acestrorhamphidae. The transcript has 2 exons.
UCAGAGCUGAGUUGGUAUAGGGAAGUUUCUGGAAGUGCUGGCAUAGAGAUCGGUCUUUUUAACAAAGUUUAAAGAUUGAAAUAUUGAUAUUUUAUCAAAAACAGCACCAGUUUCUUUGGAAGAAAACCAUAUUAACAUGAGUGCAUCAGGACAAAUGCAGGCUUCAGCAGCUUCAGCCGAGUUGCGGAUGGAUAACGAUGAACUGAGGAUUGUUCUGGUUGGAAAGACCGGAGUUGGAAAAAGUGCCACAGGAAACACAAUCCUAGGAAAUGAAGUGUUUCAAUCUGAAUUAUCUUCAUCGUCCGUGACCUCAGAGUGUAAGAAAGCCAGAGGAACUGUGCACGGCAGAACUGUCGCCAUCAUCGACACACCGGGAAUAUUCGAUACCAAACUUACAGAACAGGAAGUCAUCGAAAAGAUCAAGCUGUGCAUGUCGCUGUGUGCACCAGGACCCCACGUGUUCCUGGUGAACAUCCAGCUCGGCAGAUUCACCCACGAAGAGCAAAAAACACUGGAGAUAAUCAACAGAAUCUUCGGAGAUGCUUCCUCGAGGUACACCAUGGUCCUCUUCACCCACGGAGACCAACUGAAGAAGACUAGGAAGACCAUUCAUGAGUUUGUUAAUGGAAAUCCCGACCUGCUCGAGUUCAUCAAGUCCUGCAGUGGUCAUUACCACGUCUUCAACAAUGAUGACGCUGAAGAUCGCACUCAGGUCACGGCUCUGUUUCAGGAGAUAGAUCAACUGAUUGUGGAAAACGAUGGAAAACACUUCACAAAUGAAAUGCUGGAGAUGGCCGAGGACGCGAUUCAAGAGGAAAUGACUAUACUUCAAGAAGCAAAUCCAACGAUGAGUUUAAUUGAGGCAAGAAAGGCAGCGGAAUUGAAAAACAAUUUCUUGGAUAUUGAUUGGAGAAUAUUUGCUGCUAUAGGUGGUGUACUUGCUGUGGGUGGUGCACUUUUAGGGGCAUUGGCCAAUUUGAAAUGCACAAUUCAGUAAUUCAGUCAUUUUUUGAGACCCAAUCUUUAACAAAUGACUCAAUAGGUGGUUGGAUGUGGUUGGAUGGACUGUUGGUAGCAUGUUCAAUAGCAUCCAACACUUUUCAACAAUUUUAAUCAGAGAUGUGUCUGUAGAGUUGGCUGGACAUGGCAUAGCAUCUGUAGUGUCUUUGAAAGGAAGCUCUUGGGAUGGCAGAACUAUGUGGACCAAAUGUAGGGUUUAAAAUACUUUUGUAGAAGUGUCAACUCAAGCUUUUUACUCUUUAACACUUUCCGACCUGAAAAAUUAUGCUGUUUUCUGUGUCUUUUGCCCCCCCAAAACAGAGUAUUGUUCUAUAAAAUCUGUACAAAAACCCAAUUAAAACCAAGUAAUUUCAAUAUUUAAUUGCCUUUCUAAUGUCCAUUGCUUUAGCCUGUGUUUAAUAUUUUUUAUAAAAUGUUGUGAAAUUAAAAUAAAAUAUUUAUAAAAUUAUGCUCAUGCAAAUUUAGUAAAUUUGACUAAUUGGCUUUGCAGUGAUGUCAUGCCCUGAUGUCUGGUUCAUGGUCUAUUCCGAUGGACAACAGGUCUCAAUUAGUGCUAUGUGCAACAAAAUAUAUGCAAAAAAAUAUAUAUAAUGUACAUUGUAAUUGGUGCAGGGUCUAUAAGGGUUUAGUAAAAGUGUUUAGAAAAAGUACUGGUUUCAAAACUACUUAAAGUAUAAAAGUAAAAGUAAUGUAAGGGGAAAAAAUAAAGUCUUUAAGCACAAAAGCUUAGGCCACGCCCACAGAGUUCUAUAGCGCAAUGAGCUGAAAUGAAAUACGAGUAACGAGGCUAUUUUCAAAAUGUAAGGAGUAGAAAUGUCUUUAUUUUUUCCCCAAUGUUACGUUAAUAAGGUUCUGCAACCAGUAGCUACUAUCUUAAGAGCUUUGAGCCUGGAAGACACUAUACUCUACAGAUACUAUACCAUGUCCAGCAGCUUCCUCAUAUCUAUUCUUAAUUUAAAAUGUGUGGGAUGCUAUUGGACAGGAUAUAACUUUACACAUGCAUUACACAUGUUUAGCACAAUAGAUAUUCCAGGUGCAACUAUUUGUUUUUAAUGAUACGUCUCCACUUAAUUAUAUUUAACUACAAAAUUUGUAAACUUAAUUAUUUAUCAUUACAAACCCAAACCUUUCUGACAAACUAUGAAUUUUUGGGCAUGCAUUAGAGUUUAGAUUUUCUGCCCGAGCCUGAGCCCAACCCAAUGCCCCAAGAUCGGGCCCAGUUGGGCCGAGAUUUUCUACCAUUUUCCUCGGGCCGGGUCAGAUUGGGCUCAAGAAAAGGCGUCUGAUUUUAAAUUAUAUUUUUAUUUUAUAUAAAAAGCUAUGGUCUGAUAAAUCACAAUAUAGCAAAGUAACAAAUCAAACUGUGUUAAAAAAAAAGUUAUGUUAAAAGAAUGUUAUAAUCAUACAGCUCUGGGGUUCUGAAAAAAAGAAUUUGUCCAGAAUGUACUUUAUAUCCUUAAACCUUGUUAAUUACGUAAGUGUGGAGUUUAGUCAUUGUAAAUUAUCUUAUUGUUGUUAGUCUAUACGAUGCAUAGCCCUAUUACUGUGUUUUUGUGUGUAUUUUU